AUGGCCCCAUCGUCGUCAGCCCUGAGGCUGCGCAUCUCCUCGCCUCUCGAGGCUGGCACCUCCAUCCUCGACACGCAACACAGCCUGCCAGCCCACCUCACAGACGCCCUCGAGUACGCAUCAAAACGCCUGGCUCGCAAGGCACUCCAUCUCACCCUCGUCGUCGUCCGCAAGGACUACCAGCUGCCUCAGAACCAGCACUAUCCUUCCUCGCUCUCCUCGGCCUCGGUGCCACCAACGCCAACGUCGCCACCGUCGUCAGCAGGAUCGCUGGCAUCCCCUCUACGCUCGCCGAUCGCGGGGCUCAGGUCGCUCGUGAGAAAGGGCACGCACGCCUCUCUCGCAUCCCUGUACUCCACCACCUCCUCUACCUCCGCCACCGCCACCGACGCCUUGCAGGAUGGAUACCUCGCGAGCGCGGUGUCAUCGCCAAUGUUCUCGCCCCGCAGCGAGGCCUCGUAUGACACACCACUCAGCCCCGGGCGCCGCGGUGUCUGGCCCCCGACACCAGGAAGCAUGCUUUCCAUGUCGUACUUCCACAAUGGCACGGCAUCGCCACCCAUGACGCCGCAUACCCCAGGUAGCAUGAUCAGCAGCAUGUCCUCGGCGACAGAUCCUGCGUCGAUCAGGGCCUUGGCGGCCUCGAACAAUAACAACGGCGCAACAACAGCAGGGGGCCCGGGAUUGAGACCCACCGGCGAGUUUGGCAUACGCCUCGUCUAUACCACGCCCUUGUCAUACAAGGACGACAAGCUUGUCCGGACUGUUCUCGAGAAGGCCAGCCGCAAGUUCCAUCUUGAUGCUAAUGGUAAUGGUGGUGGCGGCGGCACACCAGGCGCGCUUCCACUUGCGGCCAUGACGGCUGCGGCAUGUGGGCUCAACGCGGACCUGAUCCGCCGCAGCAUCAUCCAGAACGAGGUCCUGUUCUGCUCGGAAGGGCUGACGCUGCUUGGCCUGGACAGGCUCUACACGUUCAAGUCUGCACUAGCUUGCUACGCCCGUGCUGUUUCUGCUGCUUCCAUGGGAGGCGGUGGUGGUGUUGGGGGUGAUGGCAGUGCAGCGCUAAAGGCGGCAGCGCAGACCCGCAUUGAGGAGACGGUCGACGAGCUGCGGCGCCUCGUUCUCGGCGGCGACGGCAGCAGCGGCAGCGGAAGUGCCGGAGGAUAUUUCGGCUUCAGCCCGGGCCGACAGCGCCAGGUGCCGAGGUCGGACCUGCACCGCAGCUACGACUGGAUCCGCGUCAGCCCGAGCGCCCUGGCUGCCGUCGAGCGUAUGUAUAAGCGCGCGUAUGGCGGGCCUGCACAGGUGGGCGCGUUUGAGCCCUCGCCGGCGGAGGAGGAAGAGCGCGAGCGGGAGAGGCGGGAGCGGGAGCAGGAGGAGCAAGACCGACGUGAGCACCAGGAGGCGCUCAUGAGGAGGAGAAUGGUCAAGAUUGGCACGCCUCCGCCAGGCAGGGCAACGCCAGUAGCAGGCAGGGCGACGCCAAUGGCAGGCCGGACGACCAGCCCGCCGCUGAAGAUCAGCACGGUCGACCUCGGCAAUAACACUCUGCUGAAGCCCACCUUGAUCCGCCCGACGCCUGUGUCGAGCCCACCGUUGUCGAUCAUGACUGCGCAGUCGCCACAGCAGCGAGACAGCCCAGCCAGCAUAUCUCCAGUACACGAGUCUCCAGAGCAGGAGCAGCGGCAGCGGCAGCCACAACUCUCUCCGCGGAGACUGAACGGCAAGACUCCGAAGCUUACACUCCAGACCGCCGCGGCGAUCGAGAUCAAGAUUGAAAAAGUAAAGACCGAGGGGGAGGAUGAGGCCAAGGACGGCGACGACGAAAGCGAGCACGGAGACCGCACUGCCAGACCGUUCCACGGCAUGCCGUUCUGGAGCAACAUUGACGAGCUCUUGUCGCCGGUAGACGGCAAGGGAGAGAGGCGCAAGUCCGACAAGCUCGGGCCGAUGACGCCGAACGGGUAUGAUGACAUUUCGCCCAUCACGCGCGGGGAGUGGGGGUUUCUCUUUUCCCGCGAGGGGACGUGGAACGAGAACAGGACCGCGCCGGUCGAAACUUGGUGA
Messenger RNA from Microdochium trichocladiopsis, 2067 nucleotides. RefSeq lists its product as uncharacterized. NCBI's taxonomy places the organism in Eukaryota, Fungi, Ascomycota, Sordariomycetes, Xylariales, Microdochiaceae. The record is from RefSeq and is a predicted model, not a curated record. The transcript has a single exon. Bases 1 to 2067 code for a protein of 688 amino acids.